This is a messenger RNA of Dichotomopilus funicola, 3300 nucleotides long. RefSeq names its product Metalloenzyme, LuxS/M16 peptidase-like protein. The record is from RefSeq and is a predicted model, not a curated record. The coding region runs from base 1 to 3300 and encodes 1099 amino acids. The transcript is spliced from 3 exons. NCBI's taxonomy places the organism in Eukaryota, Fungi, Ascomycota, Sordariomycetes, Sordariales, Chaetomiaceae. Gene Ontology annotation, molecular function: metal ion binding.
AUGCCUUUUCCGAGCCCGAUCCCAUGGGUGUUGAUGCUUCUGGUGCUCAUCUGCGUACUCAACACCUCUGUCGCAGCACAGCAGGCUGUGGAGGGAACAUGGGACUAUGGUUACCUCCAAGGGCUUAUGCAACGGAUAACCGGCCAGAAUAUGACGGCACCACAGAAGCCUCGGUUCCGCAAGGUCCAGAGUUUCCGCACCGACUAUGCCCCAGCCACAAUCACCCAGUAUGUGUCGGAGCGAAGCGGCAUGCAGGUCAUCGUGACCGACCGCAAAGGGCCCAAGGUCAACGGUUACUUCACCCUGGCCACCGAGAUCUUCGACGACUCAGGCGCGCCGCACACACUGGAGCACCUCGUCUUUAUGGGCUCCAAGAGCUACCGGUACAAGGGCCUGCUGGACAAGCUAGCCGGCCGGGCGUACAGUAACACCAAUGCCUGGACCGCGGUCGACCACACCGCCUACACGCUCGAAACGGCCGGUUGGGAUGGCUUCGCCCAAAUCUUACCCGUCUACCUUGAACACGUCAUUGUCCCCCACAUUACGGACGACGCGUGCGUGACUGAGGUUCACCACAUCGAUGGUGAAGGAAACGAUGCGGGUGUGGUCUACUCAGAGAUGCAGGCCCUGCAGUACAGCAGCACCGAGCUGAUGGACCUACGGGCUCGCCGGCUGCUGUACCCCGAGAACAUUGGUUUCCGCUACGAGACGGGCGGCAUGAUGGAGGCGCUCCGGGUGUUGACUCCCCAGCGGAUCCGCGAGUUCCACAAGGCCAUGUACCAGCCGCAGAACUUAGCCAUUGUGAUCAUUGGUGAGACCGAUCAUGACGACCUCUUGCGGAUCCUGGAUGAGUUUGAGGAAAGCAUCAAGGAUGAUAUCCCGCCGCCCAACCCACAGUUUAAGCGUCCGUUUGUGGAUUCCGCGCAGCCACCGGCGCUGGAGAAGACGAUUGUUGAGACGGUGGAGUUUCCCGAGGAGGACGAGUCGACCGGGGAGAUAUGCGUGGCGUUUUUCGGACCGAGUUGCAACGACCAGGUCCAGGCGACGGCCGUCAACAUUAUCAUGACAUACCUUUGCGGGUCUUCUGUCUCGGUUAUUGAGAACGUGAUGGUCGAAAAGGAGCACCUCGCAAGCUCAGUUUCGUAUUGGUGGGACAGCAGGCCAAACUCGGUCAUUUGGUUCCAGCCCACGGGUGUGGCGACCGAGAAGCUCGAGUUUGUGGAGCAGCGCCUCAUUUCUCUUUUGAAGGAAGUGGCCUCCAAGCCGCUAGACAUGGACUACAUCAAGGAGUGCCUGCAGCGGGAGCAGCGCCAGGUGAAGCUACAAGCCGAAGGGUCUGAGGGAUUCUACGCCACCAACAUUAUUACUGACUAUCUCUUUGGUAAGCGCGACGGGUCUACCUUGGAAGAGCUCUCGAACCUGAGCGAGUAUGAUGUUCUUGAUAGCUGGACGGAGGAGCAAUGGAAAUCGUUCCUGAAGAAAUGGAUCUCGGACGCCCACCACAUCUCAAUCCUGGGUAAACCCUCUGAGGCGCUUGCCAACACGCUCAAGGCCAAUGAGGAGGCGAGGAUCGCGAAGAGGAAGGAGGAACUUGGGAAGGAAGGGCUUGAUAAGCUGAAGGGAAAGCUUGAGACUGCCAAGGCGAACAACGAGAAACCAAUUCCACCUGAGGUGCUGGACCAGUGGCCCGUCCCCGGGACGUCCUCCAUCCACUUCAUUGAGUCGGCCACGGCCAGGUCUGGCAAGGCACGGAGCCUGGGUGUCCAGGACAACGCCGCCCAGAAGGCCAUUGACGCCGCGACUCAGGGCUUGCCGUUGUUUGUGCAGUUUGAGGACGUCCCGACCGGGUUCGUGCAUCUCACCGUCCACCUGGGCAUGACGCAGACUCCAAUCAAGUACAAGCCGCUGCUGCCGCUGUUUGCCGACAUCUUUUUCAACUCGCCCGUGACCAAGGACGGCAAGCGGCUAGAGUUCGAGGAGGUGGUCAAGCAGCUGGAGAAGGACACCAUCAGCUAUCACAUCGGUUCUUCGUCCCGCCUAGGCGACUAUGAGGGCGUGGCCAUCCACUUCCAGGUCGACCGCGAGAAGUACACCACCAUCAUCAGCUGGUUGCGCACCCUGAUGUUCGACAUCAUCUUCGACCCCGUCCGGGUCAAAGCAGCCGUGGUCAAGGCGCUCGCCGACAUCCCCGAAGCGAAGCGAGACGGACGCGUGAUGGCUCAGGAAGUCGACUUGGCCGUUCACUUCAAACCGGAAUCCUAUCUCGUCGCGAAGCGCGCCCUCGUCAAGGCUCUGUACCUGCGCCGCCUCAAAAAACUCAUCGAAAAGGAGCCCGACACGGUUAUCGGUUGGUUCGAGGAGCUCCGCAAAAGCCUCUUCACCUUCGCCAACAUGCGCGUGCUGGUGACCGCCGACGUCGCCCAGCUCCCCAACCCAGUCGCUGCCUGGGACAUCUUCUCCACGGCCCCCAGCUUCGACUCAACCCCAGACGUCUUCCCCCUCACCAAGCUCUCCUCCAUGCUCAGCCCCGAGGGCCGCGCCCCGGGAACAUUUGGCAGCGUCAUCAUCCCCAUGACCACCCUCGACAGCUCCUACAGCGUCAGCACUGCAACGGGCCUCACCUCCUACGCCGACCCGCGCUUACCCGCCUAUCUCGUUGCGCUAGGUUAUCUCGAGGCGGUCGAGGGCCCGUUGUGGAACGCGGUGCGCGGCAAUGGGCUUGCUUACGGUGUGUCCUUCUCGCGCGAGGUGGAUGCGGGUUACAUCCAGUUCAAGGUGUACCGAUCCCCCGACGCGAGCAAAGCCAUCGAGGCGAGCCGGGCCACCGUCGCGCGGGUGGCGUCAGGUGAGGUCCCGCUGGAUCGGCAUCUGGUUGAGGGUGCCGUGAGUGGGGUUGUGUUUGCUGCGGCGGACGAGCAAGCGACGAUGGCGGCGGCUGCGCAGCAGAAUUAUAUCCUGGGGGUCGUGAGGGGCUUGGAGCCGGGUUGGAAUCGCAAAAUUUUGGCUCGCGUGCGUGAGGUUACUGAGGACGAGAUCCGUGCUGUGAUGCGUGAGGUUGUGUUGCCGGUGUUUGAGCCGGGGAAGAGUAAUGUGGUGGUGACGUGUGCGCCGAUUAUGGAGGAGAACAUGGUCAAGGCACUCAACACGGCGGGUUACAAGACACAGGUGCAGCCGCUGGCGCAUUUCUAUGAUGACUACGGACUUAAGGGAGAUGAUGACGAGGAGGAAGAAGAGGAAGAGGAUGAGGAUGAUGAGAUGGAAGAUGGAUCGGAGUUCUCAGGAUCUGAGGAGGAUGAGUGA